AUGGCGUCCUCGCCCUCGCCGUCGUCCGCUCGACGCUCGCCCUCUCCCUCGCCCUCAGCGACGUCGACGGGCAGCUCGUCGUCGUUCCUCUUCCCGCAGACGUUCACCACGGAUGGCCCCACCGGCACCGAUGUGCCCCCGCUGCCCAGCCCGCCCGGCGGGGGCGCAGGCGGGGGCGGAGGAGGGAGUGGGAAUCCGCAGCCCGGUAUCCAGGGCUCCGCGCAGCUCUACUUAUACACCUUCCUCGCGACGCUCAUCCUGCUCCUCGGCGUCUCGUCCGCGAUCGUCGCGCGCUCGCUGCUGCUGCGCCGGCGCCACCGCCGCAUGAUCGCGGAGGCGAUCGCGAACGGGACGUGGCAGCCGCCCGCGCCGCGCGUGCGCGUGGACCUCCGCAGGAAGCCGCGCCUGUGGGACGCGCAUGUCGCGCCGCCGCUCGCAGACGCGGCGCAGGCGGGCGACAGGGCGUGGGCCGGCGUGGUCCCGUUUGCCGCGUCGUACAUCCCGCCGCCGUCGCUGGCCGCAGCGACGACGACGACGACGACGUCGCCGGGCGUCUCGGGCACCAGCACGCCGGCGGUGUUAUCGACAGUCCCCUCCACGACCGCGCUCCCGCUCAGCCUCGAGCAGCCCCGCGUCCGCGUCGCGGUGCUCAUCGCCAUGCCCACGCCCGCCUUGUUCCCGUCCCUGGCUCCCUCGCCGUCAUCAGCAGCGCCACAGACGGGCUGGCCGGCCCCGUUUUCGCAUGUGGGCCCCGACGGGCGGCCCGUGGACGAGGACGACGUGCUGCUGCCGCCGCUGCAGGUCGGCAUCGUCAGCGUCGGGGUCGUGCCCGCGCAGGACGGGGAUGCCGAUGGCGAGGGUGCGGCGGGUAAGCGGGACAGCGAGGAAGGCCAGGAGCAGGAACGGAGAGAAGAAGAAGAGGCGCGGUAG
Molecule: messenger RNA, 930 nt
Organism: Mycena indigotica
Lineage: Eukaryota; Fungi; Basidiomycota; Agaricomycetes; Agaricales; Mycenaceae
Exons: 2
Coding region: 1-930 (309 amino acids)
Source: RefSeq, a predicted model, not a curated record